Molecule: messenger RNA, 2964 nt
Organism: Spirometra erinaceieuropaei
Lineage: Eukaryota; Metazoa; Platyhelminthes; Cestoda; Diphyllobothriidea; Diphyllobothriidae
Source: the annotation of a GenBank genome assembly
AUGGGAUUAUGUAGGCAAGGCCUUUUCUAUCAAGGUCGUCAGUUAUGUGCUAAGGGUGUACAAGAUACGUUUCCAGGGUAGUUGUAGACCGGCGUGCUACUUGUACCUGAUGUUUUUCCAGGUGUCCUUCCAGGUGGUGUCCUACGACCCCCGGCUUUUUUCUCAAAAAAUCUCAGCCCAGCAGAGGCCCGCUACAGUGUUUUCGGACGAGAACUCCUCGCCGUCUAUCUAGCCAUUCCGCAUUUUCGACACUUUCUCGAUGGUCGCGAAUUCGUCGUACUUACAGACCAGAAGCCUCUCGUUGGUGCUCUAAGGGUUUCUCCCGAUCGAUACUCACCCUGUGAGAUUCGUCAUCUCGACUUCAUCUCACAGUUUUCCUGCGACAUUCAACAUAUCCACAGUAAGGAAAACGUGGUUGCUGAUGCUCUUUCCAGAAUUCAGGUGAACUCUGUCACGUCAUAUACCAUCGAUUUCACGCCCAUGGUGACGCUCAACGCACCGAUGAUGAUCUCUCUCACUGUCGCUAUACGGACUCUUCUCAUAUUCUCCGAGAUGUCCCUCUUCCACUCAAGCUGGUACCAUCACUUGUGACAUUUCUACUGGCCACGACUGUCCCUUUGUCCCAGCCGCUAUGUGCCGACAAGUCUUCGAUAGCCUUCAUGGCCUAUUCCACCCAGGAGUCCGGGCGACAGUGAAACUUAUCACUGACCGAUUUCACUGGCCCCAAAUUAACCGGGAUGUCCGGCGUUGGGUCCGGUCCUGUUCACCCUGUCAGCGCGCCAAAAUUCAUCGUCAUACUGUUACCUCGCCAGGUACAUUCACCACUCCUGAUGCCCGUUCCAGCCACGUUGAUGUCCAUCUAUGGAUUUCUAUCAUGACCUUUUUGCAAGUGAUCAUGCAUUAAUCUAUUGUCGCCUUCCAGUUACCAUUUCCGCAAAGCCAAUAGUACAACGUAGUAUUUUGACUUUGUUAAUGUUAACAAGGAAUUAGUAAAUAACUUGACAUGCACUCUUGAUUGGUGCAACAUUUUUUCAAAUAAUGAUCUAAAUUUUUUCAACAAUUUAUUUCAAUGCGUAACAGAAGGUCUUCUUAACCUUAUUCCUCGGAAGAUGUUCAAAUCGAGUGAUAAUUCCACCGCUAUCCCACACUUUCUUAAAGACAGACUUAAAAAGUUACGGAAGCAGUUUAAAGAUCCUUCUGUGAGCUCAUUAUCAGAUCAUCUAAGAAUCGUUGAAAUGUUUGAACAAGCUUCGAAAAUGAGGCUCGCGCGAGAUAGACGUAGAGAGUCUUCAGCUAUUAAUGACAUUAAUGCUUCCAAAUCAGUUGCUCAGCACUUCCGUCAAAGAUCAUCUGCUAAGUCCAACCAAGUCAUUCCGCCAUUGCUUAGUACUAGCGAUGCCUUCAUUACAGAGGAGUCUGGCAAAGCAGAAAUUUUAAAUUCAUUCUUUGCCAAACAUUUCGCCAUUGAAACUGACCCAAUCCUUUUAAUUCCUCCGUUGUCUGCUGCUUCUAUUAGCAUCAUUAAUUUUUCGCCUGAAUGUAUUCAAAAACUGAUAAGCCAUCUUCCUAACUCUCACUCAGUAUGUACGGACAAUAUCCCAAACUCUUUUAUAAAACAGCUAAGAGAUUUUCCUCCUCUGCUUGGCAAAAUCUUUUCAGUAUUUCUCGUAAAUGGCUUCUUCCCUGACUAUGGAAAACUUCUAUUAUUAUUCGUGUAUUUAAGUCCGACUGUCGUUCUGACUUACAGAACUAUCGAGGUGUCCAUAAAACACCCUCUUUCGCCAAAAUCUUCGAAAAAAUUAUCGCCGUAAAAAUUACCGAAUUUUGCAUAGUCAAUCAAGUUAUUAGCCCUUCCCAGCAUGGUUUUUUACCAGAUCGCUCUUGUGAAACAUGUCAGCUGUCGUUUCUCAAUCUACUUACCUCUCUCCGAAAUGACCAUCUAUCUGUUGUCGUUAUUUAUUUUGAUCUUAGUAAAGCCUUUGAUAAUGUGCCACAUAGAGGACUCUUGGUUAAAUUAGAAGUUAUGGGAAUUAGCAGUCCACUAAUAGACUUUCUCAGGUCAAACCUGUCUAAUCGUAAACAAAAGGUUUCGGUAGGAUCUUCACUUUCCAGUGAAAGUCCUAUUGUAUGUGGUGUCCUACAAGGCACCGUUUAAGGUCCUUUUUGUUCGUGAUUUAAAUAAAUGAUAUCUAGGCGGCAGUUAAACAUUCUCAAUCAUUUAUUUAUGCCGAUGAUUUAAUAUGUGUAUAUUCUUUCAAUAAAUCUACGAGCCUUCAUUGCCUGGAGCAAAUCCAUGCUGACUUGCUUGCUUUCUCAGCUUGGAGCUCAAAAUGGCUAAUGGACUUCUCUCCGUCUAAAUGUCGCUAUAUGUGUUUUGGACCAGAUAGGCUAGCACAACCAGUGGUCUUUCAAGAAACACUUAUGACUGAAUGUACCACCAUCAAGGAUUUAGGUUUAAGCUACAGUAGUAAGCUUGAUCUCUCUCCACACGCUGACAGAAUUACAGCCAAAGCUGCCCAGAUUUUUGGCUUUACUUGUUACAAUUUCUAUCUUCCUGAAAUUAAAUUAAGGCACUACCGUAUGUUUGCACUUCCCAUUCUCGAAUAUUGUUGCCCAUUCUUUGGUUUGAUGAAUGAAACUAGUCGUUUAAAAGUUGAAAAUGUUCAAAGAAGUUUUUCUAGAAAAAUUUUAAACAAGGAACAUCCCAAUAUGUCCUACUCAGAUAGAUGCCAGCUAAUGAACCUAAAAUUUUUAUGGGUUCGAAGACUAGAAGCAGACCUCUGUCUCCUCUUUCUCAUUAAUAAUAGUUCAAAUCUUCCUCGGAUUUCAGCACUCACCCCUAGUAGUCGCCCGUACAAUCUUCGCAACUCGUCCUUGAUUAUACCUCCUCCAGCGUCCUCCGCCUCCAAGCGCUCCCUUUUUUCGCUUCCAGAUAUACUUUCCUCUGGAAUAACCUUCCAAUAA